This is a messenger RNA of Solanum dulcamara, 2198 nucleotides long. RefSeq names its product cellulose synthase-like protein G3. Lineage: Eukaryota; Viridiplantae; Streptophyta; Magnoliopsida; Solanales; Solanaceae. The transcript is spliced from 8 exons. The record is from RefSeq and is a predicted model, not a curated record. Bases 23 to 2188 code for a protein of 721 amino acids. Gene Ontology annotation, molecular function: mannan synthase activity; cellulose synthase (UDP-forming) activity. Gene Ontology annotation, biological process: plant-type primary cell wall biogenesis; cellulose biosynthetic process. Gene Ontology annotation, cellular component: trans-Golgi network; plasma membrane.
GCAAAAAUAAAUAUAUUUGGUCAUGGGUGCAUCUUAUCUACAUACAUGCACAAUACAACAACGUCGUGCAAUAUUUAGUAGAAUCCACAUCUUAUUACAUUUUUCAGCCAUAUUAGGGUUACUUUACUAUAGAAUAAAACAUUUAUUCCAAGGAGAUGUAUCAAUUAUUUCAUGGGGACUUAUUACAAUUUCUGAGCUUAUUUUCACUUUAAUAUGGUUAGUUACACAAUCCUUCCGUUGGCGCCCGGUGGCUCGCUCCGUCAUGCCAGAAAAUCUUCCGGCGGAUCAUACUGAGUUGCCCGGCGUCGACGUGUUUAUAUGCACGGCUGAUCCUACUAAGGAACCGGUUGUUGAGGUUAUGAAUACGGUUUUAGCAGCUAUGUCACUUGAUUAUCCACCGGAAAAACUCUCCGUUUAUCUCUCCGAUGACGGUGGCGCUGCCGUGACGUUGUUUGCUAUAAAGGAGGCAUGUGGAUUUGCUAGGAUUUGGGUGCCUUUUUGUAGGAAAUAUGGAAUAAAGACUAUUUGUCCCGAUGCAUUUUUCUCUUGUUUUGGUGAUGAUGAACGUUUGAUGGGAGGAAAUGAAUUCAAGAAUGAAGAGGAAAAUAUUAAGGCCGCAUACGAAGUAUUCAAGAAAAAUGUAGAGAAAGCCAGUAGCGUUGAAGGGUCCGUCAGAAUGGAUCGACCUCCAUACAUUGAGGUGAUACAUGAGAAUAAGGAAAGCAAGUUACCACUAUUAGUUUAUAUGUCACGUGAGAGGCGACCAUCGCACCCUCAUCGUUUCAAGGCUGGAGCCUUAAAUGCUCUUCUUAGAGUUUCAGGAAUAAUGAGCAAUGCACCAUACAUGCUUGUUUUGGAUUGUGACAUGUAUUGCAAUGACCCUUCCUCAGCCAAGCAAGCAAUGUGUUUUCAUCUUGAUCAAAACAUUUCUACUACUCUUUCCUAUGUACAAUUCCCUCAAACCUUUUAUAAUGUUAGUAAAAAUGACAUAUAUGAUGCUCAAUCAAGAUCCGCAUACAAGAAUAAGUAUCAAGGGAUGGAUGGAGUAGGAGGGACCGUUUGUGCAGGCACAGGCUAUUAUUUGAAGAAAGAAGCAUUAUAUGGUAGUCCAAUUAACCAAGAUAAUAUGACUCCACUUUUUCUAAAAGCUCAAUCAGAAUACAAGUGGGAAUCUCAAUUGUAUCAAUCAGAGGAGUCACUUCAAGAGGCAGAAGAAAAGUUUGGUGCAUCUAGAAAGUUUAUCAAUUCUAUUAACUCUUUGAAUGAUCAAAGAAAUGGAAGGGAGAUUAUUUUAUGUGAUGAUAUUAUAGAUGAAGCUAAAACUCUUGCUUCUUGCACCUUUGAAGAAAAUACAAGCUGGGGUAAAGAAAUAGGGUAUUCAUACAACAGUUUACUUGAGAGCUCAUACACAGGGUAUCUCUUGCAUUCUAAGGGUUGGAAAUCAGUAUAUCUUUAUCCAAAGAGGCCAUGCUUUCUUGGUUGUAGCACCAUUGAUAUGAAAGAUGCUUUGGUCCAACUCAUGAAGUGGGCUUCUGGGCUAGUACAAGUUGGGCUUUCAAAAUAUAGUCCACUCACUUAUGGGCUCAUGUCAAGAAUGCCUUUAGCCCAAAACAUGUGUUAUGCAUACUUCAUGUUCUCACAUUUUCUAUCCAUUCCUUGCAUCCUUUAUGGCAUUGUUCCACCCUUGUGCUUCUUGAUGGGCACUCCAGUGUUUCCCAAGGUGACAAGCCCAUGGUUUGCACUAUUCACAACCAUAUUCUUAUCAUCUCUGAGUCAACAUUUAUAUGAAGUCUUGUCUAGUGGUGACAACUUGAGGACAUGGUGGAAUGAACAAAGAAUUUGGAUAAUAAAAACAGUCACAGCUUGCUUAUUUGGAUGCUUAGAUGUUUUAAUGAAGUGGUUAGGUGUUGCAAAGGCAAAUUUCAGGUUAACAAACAAAGCCAUAGAUGAAGAGAAAUUAAGGACAUAUGAAAAGGGUAAAUUUGAUUUCCAAGGUGCUAAGUUGUUCAUGGUUCCUUUGACAUUUUUAGUGGUGUUUAAUGUGGUGUGCUUCAUAUUUGGAAUGAAAAGAUUGGUCUUAGAGAGGAACUUUGAGGAGAUGUUUGGACAAGGCUUUCUUUCUUUUUAUGUUUUAGUUCUCAGUUAUCCUAUAUUAGAGGGUUUAGUAGUAUCAAAGAAAGACAAGUAAAAAAAUUGUU